CCUUCAGUCUCAGCCGCCAACUCCGGAGGCGCGGUGCUCGGCCCGGGAGCGCGAGCGGGAGGAGCAGAGACCCGCAGCCGGGAGCCCGAGCGCGGGCGAUGCAGGCUCCGCGAGCGGCACCUGCGGCUCCUCUAAGCUACGACCGUCGUCUCCGCGGCAGCAGCGCGGGCCCCAGCAGCCUCGGCAGCCACAGCCGCUGCAGCCGGGGCAGCCUCCGCUGCUGUCGCCUCCUCUGAUGCGCUUGCCCUCUCCCGGCCCCGGGACUCCGGGAGAAUGUGGGUCCUAGGCAUCGCGGCAACUUUUUGCGGAUUGUUCUUGCUUCCAGGUGAGAAUACCCAGAGGCCAGCAGCCGAGGCCAGGCUUUGCGCUGCAAAUCCAGUGCUACCAGUGUGAAGAAUUCCAGCUGAACAACGACUGCUCCUCCCCCGAGUUCAUUGUGAAUUGCACGGUGAACGUUCAAGACAUGUGUCAGAAAGAAGUGAUGGAGCAAAGUGCCGGGAUCAUGUACCGCAAGUCCUGUGCAUCAUCAGCGGCCUGUCUCAUCGCCUCUGCCGGGUACCAGUCCUUCUGCUCCCCAGGGAAACUGAACUCAGUUUGCAUCAGCUGCUGCAACACCCCUCUUUGUAACGGGCCAAGGCCCAAGAAAAGGGGAAGUUCUGCCUCGGCCCUCAGGCCAGGGCUCCGCACCACCAUCCUGUUCCUCAAAUUAGCCCUCUUCUCGGCACACUGCUGAAGCUGAAGGAGAUGCCACCCCCUCCUGCAUUGUUCUUCCAGCCCUCGCCCCCAACCCCCCACCUCCCUGAGUGAGUUUCUUCUGGGUGUCCUUUUAUUCUGGGUAGGGAGCGGGAGUCCGUGUUCUCUUUUGUUCCUGUGCAAAUAAUGAAAGAGCUCGGUAAAGCAUUCUGAAUAAAUUCAGCCUGACUGAAUUUUCAGUAUGUACUUGAAGGAAGGAGGUGGAGUGAAAGUUCACCCCCAUGUCUGUGUAACCGGAGUCAAGGCCAGGCUGGCAGAGUCAGUCCUUAGAAGUCACUGAGGUGGGCAUCUGCCUUUUGUAAAGCCUCCAGUGUCCAUUCCAUCCCUGAUGGGGGCAUAGUUUGAGACUGCAGAGUGAGAGUGACGUUUUCUUAGGGCUGGAGGGCCAGUUCCCACUCAAGGCUCCCUCGCUUGACAUUCAAACUUCAUGCUCCUGAAAACCAUUCUCUGCAGCAGAAUUGGCUGGUUUCGCGCCUGAGUUGGGCUCUAGUGACUCGAGACUCAAUGACUGGGACUUAGACUGGGGCUCGGCCUCGCUCUGAAAAGUGCUUAAGAAAAUCUUCUCAGUUCUCCUUGCAGAGGACUGGCGCCGGGACGCGAAGAGCAACGGGCGCUGCACAAAGCGGGCGCUGUCGGUGGUGGAGUGCGCAUGUACGCGCAGGCGCUUCUCGUGGUUGGCGUGCUGCAGCGACAGGCGGCAGCACAGCACCUGCACGAACACCCGCCGAAACUGCUGCGAGGACACCGUGUACAGGAGCGGGUUGAUGACCGAGCUGAGGUAGAAAAACGUCUCCGAGAAGGGGAGGAGGAUCAUGUACGCCCGGAAGUAGGACCUCGUCCAGUCGUGCUUGGGUUUGGCCGCAGCCAUGAUCCUCCGAAUCUGGUUGGGCAUCCAGCAUACGGCCAAUGUCACAACAAUCAGCCCUGGGCAGACACGAGCAGGAGGGAGAGACAGAGAAAAGAAAAACACAGCAUGAGAACACAGUAAAUGAAUAAAACCAUAAAAUAUUUAGCCCCUCUGUUCUGUGCUUACUGGCCAGGAAAUGGUACCAAUUUUUCAGUGUUGGACUUGACAGCUUCUUUUGCCACAAGCAAGAGAGAAUUUAACACUGUUUCAAACCCGGGGGAGUUGGCUGUGUUAAAGAAAGACCAUUAAAUGCUUUAGACAGUGUAUUUAUACCAGUUGAUGUCUGUUAAUUUUAAAAAAAUGUUUUCAUUGGUGUUUGUUUGCGUAUCCAGAAAGCAGUUCAUGUUAUCCAUAAAUCUGGUUUUGUCUUUUUUUGUUUUAAAGAAAAAGAUGUAUACAUACAGUAUAGCUGCAUUAGAUAAAGCAGUGUUUGUAUUUUAAAGGAUGUCUGCACAAAGAAGACCUAGUGAUAUUUUUAAAUCAAAUGGAAGAAGUGUCCCUUUGGCAACAAAGCAGCAUAUUUAAUGACACUGGUUUUGCAUUCAGUUUCAGGGGAAGCAAAGUCAGGAAUAGCCUGUCGCCAAGAAUGUUUUUUGGACAUAUACAUACUAGGUAUGCACACCUAUAAUCAUGAUGCUCAUAUCUGCAACAGCAUAUGUGUUUCUUUUCAGACACUUUUAGAUCCCUCAUGUGGGGAAAAAGAAUUAUUCAGAGAUGGCAAAUAUAAAACUUCCUUCUAGUUCAGCCAGUAACAUGUUCCCUUCCUUUGCAGCACUGAGCUGUGCUGUCAACAGCCCAGAAGCAAUCAGGCCCUAGAGAAGAGACCACUCAAAGGCCCUUCUGUAGAUCAAAUGUUUACUGCAUGUACAUUUGUUUGCAUGCCCACAUAUUUGUAUUCCAACUUAAGUAACCACCACCAGUUCUGCAAUUCUGACUGACAGAGAUAAAGAUGCUACAUAGACCACAAACAACUGAAAUCACAGGUAUCAUGAGAGUUUAGUUACAGUGACAAAAGCAAAAAAGAACAAAGGAAGAUCAGGGGAUCUGUGAAGCAUUUGCUCUCUCUUUUCGUAAGGAGCCAAGACACCCACAGUAAAUUCCCCUGUAGAGAGCUGCUACCUUAAAGCAGGAUUUGCAUUUUCAGAAAUGCUUCCUUCCUCUCCUACAUUUCAAUCGUAGUAAGAAACAUUUACUCACAUUUUCAAUCUUCUGAUUUUCUAGAAACCCUAGGGAAGUGACAGUUGGCAAUGAAUGCUUCCUGCCUAUGACCCAUGGUAAAUAUUCUAUUAAUAAAUGGGGGCCAGACAUGGUGGCGCAUGCCUGAUAUCUCAAUACUCUGGGAGGCCAAGGCAGAAGGAUCACUUAAGCCUAGAAAUUUGAGACCCACCUAGGCAACAUAGCAAGACCCCAUCUCUACAAAAAAAGAAAAACUUAGCCAGGCAUGGUGGUACAUACACACCUGUGGUCUCAGAUACUUUUUGGGGGCUGAGGCGGGAGGAUCACUUGAGCCCAGGAGGUGAAGGCUACAGUGAGACACGAAUGUGCCACUGCACUCCAGCCUGGCUGACAGAGUGAAACUGUCUCAAUAAACCAAUAAAUAAAUGCUCCAGGAAAAAACAGCCACAUUCACACAUCCAGAAUUGAGCCUCCUGUAUGCACUGGCCUGAGUAUUCCUUGCCUGCUGUUGGAGGGGACCCUAGCUGUGUUCAAAUCCUCCACAAAUCCAUAUGUGAGCAAGGAAGGCCUUGGAAACUCUUCUCCUUUGUUAAUUUCCACAGGUUUCUCCUGUCAACUCCCAGCCUAAAACUUUGAAAUAUAAGCCAAUUUGUUUA
Messenger RNA from Homo sapiens (human), 3492 nucleotides. It is a transcript of the gene LYPD1, whose product is annotated as LY6/PLAUR domain containing 1. The coding region runs from base 464 to 733 and encodes 89 amino acids. The record is from RefSeq and is marked validated. Lineage: Eukaryota; Metazoa; Chordata; Mammalia; Primates; Hominidae. Gene Ontology annotation, cellular component: plasma membrane; synapse. The transcript is spliced from 3 exons.